AUGAAUGCAUUGGAGCCCGUUGAGUUAGGUUCGCGAUUUUCUCAGCCGACAGCAUCGCCCCAUUACGCAGCCGACAUGAGAUCGCCACCGUUAAUGUCGCCAACGCAAGCGCCAAUGGCCCCUCAGGCUGCCAUGCCACGUCCAAUGAGCAACGGCGACAUGGUUACGCAACCAAUACGUAUGGUCCCGACUCCUCAGCAACCAGUUAUUCCUAGUCAAUUUUUCACUUAUGAGCCGAAUCUUCUUAUGAAUGGUGAGAUUCAAAUUCUCCCUGUUAGGCUUACGUGGGUUUACUUCUGUUCCUUUUUUUCGUUUUUUUCUCAUCAAUGUUAG
Messenger RNA from Cooperia oncophora, 333 nucleotides. The record is from the annotation of a GenBank genome assembly. Lineage: Eukaryota; Metazoa; Nematoda; Chromadorea; Rhabditida; Trichostrongylidae.